CAGAAGUCGUAAGCGUAAAGGAUUGAAAGACAUAUACAGUGGAGCUAAGACAGAAUGUCUUUGCGGAUGACUGCACUUCUAUUGGCUUCAGUCCUAUGGUACCUCGCUGCAGCAAACACACAUGAGACUGCUGACUGUUGCUUGACAACGAGCACGAAGAAGGUUCCCCACAGAGUGGUGAGAACCUACAUCAUCCAGACAUCAGAUGGAGGCUGCAGGAUACCUGCCACUGUGCUGAUCACAUGGAGGAGGAUCAGACUGUGUGUUCCACCUGCCGCUGGAAACAACUGGGUGGCCAAACUCCUCAGGAAAGUGGCAAGAAGGAGACCAAGAAAAGGAAAAAGCAGACCCUCAAAGAAACGUGCCUGAGAUACAUCUGAAGUCAACAUGACCAGGCAAUUCCUUGCGGCUCCCAAAAGCAAAUCCCACCUGUCUUCCUGAGCCGUCUUCUGAUUUGACUGUUGUGUCG
Molecule: messenger RNA, 469 nt
Organism: Myripristis murdjan (pinecone soldierfish)
Lineage: Eukaryota; Metazoa; Chordata; Actinopteri; Holocentriformes; Holocentridae
Gene: ccl19b
Product: chemokine (C-C motif) ligand 19b
Exons: 4
Coding region: 55-369 (104 amino acids)
Biological process (GO): immune response
Cellular component (GO): extracellular region
Molecular function (GO): chemokine activity
Source: RefSeq, a predicted model, not a curated record